AUGGAGCCUUCCUUGCAUGAGGCUGCAAGGUCGGGUGACGUUGGGUUCUUGAGAAGAAUGAAAGACGGUGAUGUAUCAAUUGACCUUCUUCUUCAGAAAACACCUAAAGGAAACAAUACUCUUCACGUUGCGGCUGAAUUCAAGCAAAUAGAGUUCUUCAAAGAACUUGAUGAUCAGUCUUCGUUGUUUUGGGCUACCAACGAGAAGGGAGGCACUCCCCUGCAUGUUGCUGCCAGAGGAGGCUGUGAUCAAGUAGUAAAGUUCCUCAUUGAGCACACAAAGAAGAUGCUACAUGUACAAGAAGCCGAUGAGGAAAGCAGAUCAACCGAUAGCGAAGCUCAUAAGCAGCUACUUCAAAUGACUAAUUUGCAAUAA
This is a messenger RNA of Prunus avium (sweet cherry), 375 nucleotides long. Its product is annotated as protein ACCELERATED CELL DEATH 6-like. Gene Ontology annotation, molecular function: protein binding. The record is from RefSeq and is a predicted model, not a curated record. NCBI's taxonomy places the organism in Eukaryota, Viridiplantae, Streptophyta, Magnoliopsida, Rosales, Rosaceae.